Molecule: messenger RNA, 2091 nt
Organism: Schistosoma rodhaini
Lineage: Eukaryota; Metazoa; Platyhelminthes; Trematoda; Strigeidida; Schistosomatidae
Source: the annotation of a GenBank genome assembly
AUGAAAAUGGCUAAGAAGAAAUCAUCACUUGUUACAACCGACUCAUCUGCUAAUCAAGGUUAUACUGAUAAAAAAUUUGAUAAAGAACCUUCCGACUUUUGUAAUAUUUGUCUUCUCAUAUUUCUCUACAUUUUGCAGGGUAUUCCUCUUGGACUGUCGUCUGCAGUCCCUUACUUACUACAAUCAGAUCCAAAAUCGGUUAAUUACCAAUCACAAGCAGCUUUCUCGUUUGCAUUUUGGCCAUUUUCGCUUAAAUUAGCUUGGGCUCCAAUAGUGGACUCGUUGUACAGUUCACGUAUAGGAAGACGAAAGACUUGGCUUAUUCCCGUUCAAUAUGCUCUUGGAAUUAACCUGCUUAUUAUCGCGCUCUAUGUUAACCAGUGGUUGGGGCGUACACCUGAUAACCCAUGGGGCCCAUUAGGUGUGGUGCAUCCUGUGAAUAUUUCACGUUUGACCGUAGCUUUCUUUGGACUUACUUUUCUUGCAGCUACACAAGAUAUUGUGGUGGAUGGAUGGGCACUUACAAUGUUGUCUAGAAAGAACUUAGGAUGGGCUUCCACAUGUAAUACAGUUGGUCAAACAUUAGGUCAUUUAAUUGGGUUUGUCGUCCUCAUGUGUUUAGAAUCACCGGAUAUUUCUAAUAAGUAUAUACGAUUGACUCCUGUUGAAGGUGAAGGGCUGAUUACUUUUUCAGGUUUUCUCUAUUUUUGGGGCAUUGUAUUCCUGGUGGCAACUACACUUGUUGGAGUUUUCAAGAAGGAGUUACCUCAUAAUCUGUCCGUUAUAUCAUCUGCUCAUUCUAAUCAUCUUGAUGAUCAUUCGAAUGGUUCGGUAAUUUAUUUAAAUCCAACAGGAAACGUCGAAAGACAGUUAUCAUCCUCUAGAAAUCGUAUCUCACGAACAAAUACAAUUGAUAAACAAAUUAGUUGUGAAUCCACUCGAAGUCGUUCACGUACUCCCAGUCAUACAUCAAAUGUUUGGAGUCGUAUUAUUGAAAUUUCUCCUGAUGAAGAACUGAAUGUAACUGAGCCAAAUAAAGAAUUGUCAUUAUUUGAAACCUAUCGUUUUAUGUUAGGCAUUUGUAAAUUGAAGCCUAUUUUACAAUACGCAAUGUUAUUAUUCAUUGCCAAGGUUUGCUUCUGUCCUGCGGAUGCAAUAUCUGGACUAAAACUAAUCGAGCAAGGUCUACCAAGAGAGAAACUUGUUUUCAUUGGGGUUCUACUAUUACCGCUUGAAGUGAUUCUACCACUACUCAUUACUCAAGUGACAAAUGGACCGAGAUUAUUGAAAUAUUACACAUGGGCGUUUUUACCUCGUUUACUUCUAGCAACAUUAUCUGUUCCGUUGAUUUAUUUUGCACCGUACUUUAAAAUUUCAAAUCAAAUUCAUUCAAUCAUUCGUAAUAAUCAUACAUUAGGAGAGUCAGCUCCCAUCCUUGAAUCAACUACAACUCAUGCAUCAUUCUCAUGGCUUUUCUAUGGUAUCAUGAUUUGUCAUUUGGCUAUUUAUACAGUAUUCUCUACUGUGAUGUUUAUUACUCAAGUAUCAUUUCAUGCAAAAAUAAGUGAUCCAGCUGUGGGUGGAACUUACAUGACGUUGUUAAAUACUGCAGCUAAUUUAGCUACAAGUUUGCCGAAUACUUUAUUUUUAUCACUCGUCGAACCACUUACUCUACGAGUAUGCUCUGGAGCUGAUAUACUAAAAGCUGGGUUAUUAUCUUUACGAACUGAUUCUAUUCAAUCUGUUAAUAAAAUGAAUAUAACUCAUCCUAUACAAUAUUCAAAAGAUGAGAUUUAUAGAAAUGGACAGUUAUGGUUGGCUAGUAAUGCUACCUGUGAGAAUUCUAAAACUAUUCAGGCUUGUCUUGAUAUCAGUGGGACAUGUUCAACAUUACUAGACGGUUUCUAUGUUGAAGUUGGAUUAUGUUUACUUUUUGGACUGAUUACAUUCCCAACAAUAAUACUUCCUUAUGCUAAUCAUCUUGACACUCAACCAAAUGAAGCGUUUACUUAUCGUAUUUCAUCAUCGUCGCUAGCCAGGCAUCAAAGUAGACGUGAUAAAAAUGAAACAAAGAAAACUAGAAAGGAUUGA